This is a messenger RNA of Porites evermanni, 3866 nucleotides long. The record is from the annotation of a GenBank genome assembly. Lineage: Eukaryota; Metazoa; Cnidaria; Anthozoa; Scleractinia; Poritidae.
GUCUUGUUUCAGGCCAUCCAAGUGUCCGUCGCACUACUUUGUCUAGAUGGCCAGCUUGUGGUCAAAUUGCCAAGUGGUGACCUCUCUUGUGGAAACUGUCCAAUGUGUCCUCCAGGAUUCGGCGUAACGUUACCUUGUAGAAAUACUGGUCAUGUACCCUCUGGCACCUCUAUGACUUGUAAAGCUUGUCUACCAGGGGAGUAUUCCGACUCAGUGUCCUCUGAGAGUUGUAAAACCUGCUCGAAGUGUCUCCCUGAUGAGGAAAUUGUCGCAAAUUGUACCAACGUCUCCGAUACACGUUGUAGCUGCAAACCUUGUCCUAAGGGCUACUACCGCAACAAGACCAUCUCCAGAUGCCUCCCUUGUUCAAGCUGUUGUUUCUUUGAUGGAGCAGAUGAGGUUGUCACGCAGUGUGUCAGUCAGGGGUUACCUCGCAGUCAAACAUGUAGCUACCAGCAAAGGAAAUCAUGUGCCUCUAAAUGUUGGUACGAUGAGAUUACAGUUCUAAAUCGUGAUGGAAAGCGGCAUAGCUGUCAACUCUGCCCAAUAUGCUCAAAAAACAUGGGCCUGACUGUACCUUGUGGAAGUAUUACUAGUGAAGACAAGUUUAUUGGGUGUGAACUUCCUACCUUGGGAAAAACAUUUCUUAAUUUUCAAGGAGUAAUACAAUCUUGUAGCAUCUGUCCUCCUGGACAAGGAGUGGUUGCUAAUUGUUCCCACAAAUCCGAUACCUCUUGUGGCGGAUGUAAAGAAGGAUUCUACUAUAACCCACUUUCAGGAAGUUGCCAGGAAUGUUUUCUGUGCUGUAGCCUUAGUGAUAGUGACGCAAUAAUGCAAUGCAUAAAAGAAGGAACGUUCAGUGGGAUAACCAACUACAUACACUUGUCUUUGUUUAGAAACACCCAGCAAUCUGUUGGCGCUUAUGGAAGGUAUUGUCUGAAGUCAUUGUGGGAGCUGAAUACAUGGACUCUGACCACAGGUUUUAUAAUGAUCAUAUUUGUCUCUUAUUUUGCCUUCAACUUCGUCACUACAAGCAAACAUAAUACAAAUAGUAAAGUGCAAGACCCUCCCAGUCCAUUUCAGACUACAGAACUAGUGACUCCUUUGCAGAGACCACAGCAACACGAGAUUACACCAGAAACUGCUGAGGAUCCUCAAGGUGAGUUACACAGCGUCACAUUUGUUUUAAGGGGCUAUGUCACGCUAUUUACUCUUUUUAAAAAGCUAAAUUGGGUCUUCGCUUCAAUUGAAUUCCAAAAAUAACGGUCCAGUUUUUGUAUUCAAGGCUGUAUUUGAGCAUUACAACUGUUUCCUGUCGUCUGUUGAAACGAAUGGAAAGGAUGGACGUAGAUUGAAACUUCAGACCAUAGGGCCACCUUUUUCAUAUCUAAAGGCUAUGCCUCCCUCACCUCUAAAAAUAACCAGUAUGUAUGUGUUAGUGCUUCCUGAUGAAAUUCGGUUCAUAUCUUCAUAACUCUACAGGAGCCUUUUUUUUUUGCUCGGGUAAAGUCACUAAGUAAUGACUUCAGAACAUAAUUGACCUAAACAAAAAUAUAUUCUUGUGAUAUCAUCUAAGACCCUUUAAGUUGCGGUUACCUUCAUGUGUUUGUUUUUGGUGGGGCUGGAAGUGGGUGGUAUUCAACUGAUCAAAUUGUUGCCUUUUCUUUUUUUUUCAAUCUCGGGUCUUCCUUUCAUAUUAUCGCAGCCGUCUUCGUCGGUAAUUUCAACAACGAAAAGUAACUAUUCACGCCAUCGUGGAGUAACGAGUUGAUUAAGGAUAAUAAAAGGCUGAUCGAGUGUCAGAAAGAGGGAAAUGUAACAUUUGCUUGGGCUAGUUUAUAAAUACAAAACAACUGAAAGAAACCAAAAAAAAUAGUCAAAUAUAUAUACAAUAAAUAACAUGCACACUUAACACAAAGACAACUUAGAAUCGAAGUUAUCCAGUAAGUGUCAUUAUCACUACAGUCGCCAUCAUCGUUUAUUAGUCUCCUUAAUUCCAUGAUCGAGAUUGUUCACACUGGUCUCAGUAUAGAUUUGUAAUUUCCAGGUCCCAGGAAGAUGGAGUUGGAAUAUCCUGCAGAACAAAACACUGGUCAUUUGUUCUUUGAGAAGACAGGAGUUGAAGUUAUUGCUCUUUGCAAAAAUAAAACGACCGACCACUCUUUCUCAAAUCGAUUAGCUUUACAGGCCACGUCAGACUCAACCAAGCACGGAUUUCUCAAAGAGGACGAAAUUCAACUAAGUCCUGUAAUAACGUUUAUUUCAACUAGCAAAAAUGAUGGACCCUUCGAGGUUCAGAUACCCCAUGGGGCAAAUAUGAUUCUUUCACGUUCAAAGUGGAAUGUCAUGCUGAAAACGCUGCUGAACAACAGAUGGGUCACUGUUAGCCAAAAUGGACAGGGGAUUCACAGCUUUAGCCCUAAAAGUAACCAUGUAAGCUUCGAGACCGAUCGUCUCUUAACCUUCGUAGUUGUUGGAAAGUUACAAGACCACUUUCUGCCAGCAUUCAAACGAAUGAAGGUGGCAGCUUUUUGCAGUGAAACAAGCAUUGGGAAAGACCUUACCAUGAGGGUGUAUUGCUUUGACGACUGUGAAUAUUCUUUUGAGGUAUGUAUUAACCCGGUGGUUCUCUGUAGAGUGCACUUGACCCAUUCCGGGAAAAAACAAUUGGAGAUCUUUAUUAAUUCCAGCUGCAGCGAAUGUAUUAUAACUGAUGUUCUGUUUAUUUAUGGUGAAAACAUGUAAAGAUAAUGAUUUACCAGCCCACCUUUUCAUAUCACGAGGAAACGGCGAUCGAAAACUCUCACACCGUUCUUUUAAUGGAGCUUUCCAAGGAAGAGACAAACUUCAAUGCAGUAUUAAAGCAUGCUAUCAAAUAUGCCCCUUUCCUAAGGCCUUGAUGAGGUAAACUGAGUUGCUAUUUUAUGUUUGUGUUAGUGAAACGAAAGCUUGAUUAUUUGUCUUUUUUUUUCUCUUUACCUCGUUACCUUUAUAGAAACUUAUGAAGAAAGAGAAACGAGAGGGAGGAAAACUUAUCUCAUCCAUUGAGUCACUUGACUUUAUUGUUACCAGUGAAAAAGACGUGGAGAUUACAGUAAAAGAUACUGAGGGAUGGCAGCUGCAUCAGCCCUCCUUAAUGGUAGCACAUAUGGCCAUUCAUUUCUGGGAUAAAAUUUUACACUAAGCAUAUUAUCACAAUUCCUCUAUAUCCAGAUAAACACUAACUUUGUACCCUAUUGACUUACAGAUAGCUCUCUGCCGUUUAAAACGUCUGUGUUGUGACGAAUCAAAACCAGUGUGUCAGUGUAGAACAGCAAUGAUUAAUUUUGGAAACAGUACUUAUGUUUUGAUGUUCUACAGUAGAUACCUUUGUAGUACGUGAAAAUAAACAAUUUCAUCACAACUUUCAUCCAGUUUUGAUUUCACACAUAAAAAAAUUAAAAAAUCCGGCACUGAGUUUUUAAUACCCAUUUAACAAAGGCCAAUAACAACAGUCUUUAAUCUCUCUUGAUUUUUACUAUGGCGUGAAUAUCAAAUUCGUUACGGUGCUUCCUUAUGUAUUGCUUUUCCUUUUUUUUUUCUAUAGUUUUAAGGGAGUUUCCACUUCAUCCUUAUUAAUCAUUUGGCACCUUUUUUUUUCACUUACAGGACAUUGUUAUUAAUUUGCACCUCUUGAUAUUUUCCAGAAACUAAGGAACAGCUUUUUGAGGAGUUCUUUUGACGUCAUCCCUCGCUGUGAUCUGAUAUUUCAUCCAACUACAAACCCUGGAAAAAAUACCUUUUUUGUCAUGGUGACUUUGGCUCAGGAGCCAUCCAAUCAAACUGUGAUGUAUGCAAGUUCUGCAAUCAAAAAGGUACUUAAAUGA